ACAAGCAGAGAGACGCGAGACUCGAGCGGCUUGGGCCGAAGAUCCCCAGCACCCAGUAAGAUGGGCAAGAAAGUGAAAAAGGAAUUGGAGAGCCCCCCAAAGGACGUGUUUGAUCCUCUGUCCGUCGAAACUAAAAAUGCUGCCACAGCUGUCCUCAUGCUCAAGUCUCCAGAACACGACAUUCUGGCCAAAGCGUGUGAAGCUAUCCACAGAUUUGCAGACAAAGGAGAUGAAAACAAGGUGGCCCUCACCGAGCUCGGAGCCUUAGAUUCGCUGACCAAGCUGAUAAGUCACGAGGACAAGGUGGUGCGCAGGAAUGCCAUCAUGGCGCUGGCUGUGAUGUCUGCUCACGGUGAGGUCAAGCGGCUCUUGAAGAAGAUGGACAUCAUAGCGUCGAUGAUUGACCGACUGGCCCCUGAAGAAGAGGUGGUGAUUCAUGAGUUUGCAAGUCUCUGCCUGUCCUUCCUGUCCAGCGAGCCAACGGUCAAAGUGCAGAUAUUUAACGACGAUGGCCUCGAACCUCUGAUCGCCCUCCUGUCCAGUCCUGACCCCGACGUCAAGAAGAACAGCCUGGAGACCAUCUACAACCUCGUGCAGGAUUUUUACACCCGGGCCGUCAUCUCCGAGCUCAAGGGGGUUCCUCCUCUGCUGGAGCUGCUCAAGUCCGAGUUUCCGGCUAUCCAACAGCUGGCGCUCAAGACCCUGGCGACGAUCACCAGUGACGUGGAGAACCGGGUGGCUCUGCGAGAGUGCCAGGGGCUUGACCGUCUCAUCGAGAUCCUCGGCAGCCAUGAGCUGAGUGACCUACACGUGGAUACGCUGCUCGUCGUGUCCAACUGCUUAGAGGAUGAAGAAGUCAUGGCGCUCAUUCAACAGACGGGGGCGCUCGACAAGCUGCUGCACUUCGCCAGGACCUCGAGCCAGAUGGAGAUUCAGAGGAACGCCGUCAGAGCCAUCCUGAGGGCCGCGCACAACAAUGAGAAUAAAAAAAUGCUGCAUGAGCACAACGUCGAGCAGGUCCUAGUCACCCUGCUGGGCGUGGAUCACAGCGAAGUGCGAGAGGUGACCUGCCUGGCGAUCACCGUCAUGUGUGACAAUGUGGCCAGCAAAGCUGCCUUUGGACAGUGCGAUGCCAUUCGGACCCUCGUGAAGCUGCUUCAGAGUGACAGCGGGGCGGUGAAGGAGGCAGCAGCGCUGGCCCUGUCCAGUCUCACUACCUCCAAGAGCAAUGCCAGUGCUGUCUUUGAAGAAGGGGCCGAUCCUCUCAUACGACUUUUGGCUGAUGACCGAGAUGCCGUCAUCGCUCAUUCUGCGGCUAUUCUCACCAACAUGUCCUCCCAGAAUGCACUGCGUGGGAGCAUACGGGCACAGGGGGUCAUGUCGGCCCUGGUGCAGCCGCUGCAGUCCCCCAACACUCUCGUGCAGAGUAAAGUCGCCCUGGCGGUGGCCGCCUUCGCCUGUGACUCAGAGGCCCGGUUGGAGUUUCGUGCAGCGGGAGGCAUGGAGCCCCUCGUGAAGCUCCUGUCCUCUAACCAUCACGAAGUGAGGCGCCAUGCCUGCUGGGCCGUCUUUGUGUGUGCCAGCAACCGGGAGUGCUCGGUGGACCUGUGCAGAUUAGGAGCCUUGGAAAUCCUGCAGGAAAUCAAUUUAUCGCCGUGCCGGAAAAGUCAGUUUAGCGAGUCUGCGCUGCAGAAGCUCUUCGAAGGGAAUCUGUCCAUUAAGUACAGCAUGAUGGGCAGCCUGGCACUCAACGACAUCAUCGUGGAUGGCUUUUACGACCCUGGCAAGGAAAAAUCAGGGAGCAGAGUGCCAUCACUGGAAGAGCUUUCCAAAAUGAAAGUGACCUCACAACAGACAGUCAUCGUGAUUAAUGGGAAGCUGCCAGAAGUGGAGCCUCCCGAGUCGGCACCAGCUGAGGAAAAGUUGACGGAUCCACGUGGACGCUCCCCGGCAAUUCCCAGUAGGAACAUGGCGGACAAAAACUUGAGCAAAAACAAAGGCAAAGGGAAAAAAGAAGACAAAGUCAAAGAGGAGGUGAAGAUCGUGGACGACAAUGGCGUCGAGACAAAGCCGUGGCUCCCACCCUCCGAUCCGGCCUUCUGCAGCCUCGUCAGCCAAGUCAUGGAGCUGAUGCUGCCCCUAAACAAAACGCGGGAGCGUGUGGCACUGUUGGCCAGGCUUGUUGCAGACACCAUGGGUGGUCCGGUGGAGAGGGAUGUGCUGCACGAAUUCUUCUGGGAGCUGCACCUCAGUGAGCUGAAAGCCGAGCUGCAGUCCAACGUCAUCCCCAUCGGCAGAAUCAAGAGAGGCGUCUUCUGCCACCGGGCGCUGCUUUUCAAGGCACUGGCUGACAGACUGGGCAUCAACUGCACCCUGAACAAAGGCGAGUUCAGCCGGGCCUGGAACGUGGUCAUGUUAAUCGAGGAGACCCCCAAGACGUCACUGGUGGCUUACAUUGUGGACCUGAUGCAUAGUCCUGGGCGCCUGAUGAAGGUUGGCAGUCCAGAAGCCAUCCGCUAUCAGACUCUGUGAUGGGCACCGUGGGGGUCUCCUUACAAUGUCAGGCGGGGUGGGGGUGAUGUGAGCUGGUGCAACAGCCAAAUAAAACAUCUCAGGUGGUCUUCUGAAGUCCAUACAAUACAGUUUAUUAUU
This is a messenger RNA of Polypterus senegalus (gray bichir), 2652 nucleotides long. It is a transcript of the gene armc3, whose product is annotated as armadillo repeat containing 3. The transcript is spliced from 18 exons. The record is from RefSeq and is a predicted model, not a curated record. The coding region runs from base 61 to 2532 and encodes 823 amino acids. Gene Ontology annotation, molecular function: protein binding. Lineage: Eukaryota; Metazoa; Chordata; Cladistia; Polypteriformes; Polypteridae.